AUAGUCAAAGGUGCGACAAUGCCUGCGUUCCGAUUUUUACCGUCGGUACUAAAAAUCUAUACUUUACGUAGCAUGUGCUGUAGAUUUCUAGUACUGGCAGUGAAUAUUGAAACGCAGUCACAAGUGUACAGCUUAUCUUUACAUUAGGUGUGAUGCUGGAAAAUAUUAAUACUUUGGAAAUUUUACGCGUUUUCUGAACUUAUUCGUCAUGUCGAGAAUCAAGAACGAAGAUGGCAAAGAUGAUAGUCUAAAUAGACAGGGUUCAUUUAGAAAGCUCGUGCCGGGAAGUAAUAAUGGAGAUUCUCCACUCGGUAUGUCUGUAAAAAUGAUAGAUAGGCCAUUUAUCGUACAAACCAACAAGCAGCAUACUAUUUUUCUGCAGGAAUACAACAUACUUUCAGAAUACAAGAUGUUAUCCUCCCAAGAUUUGAAGGGAAUUUAUGUUAUUCCAUCUGCUUUAAAUUCUUUCUUAUGGUUCGGUGUACAAUUUGUUCGGCAAGGGUUCUACAAAGGUGGAGUUUUUAGGUUCACUAUUAUAUUGCCUCAGAACUUUCCACUUGGGGAGUGCCCUAAAGUUGUGUUUGAAACUAAAAUCUUCCAUCCAUUAAUAAAUCCAGAAAAUGGAGAAUUGUGUACAUCAUGGGGUUUUCCUGAAUGGAGAAGAAAUAACAGAAUUUGGCAAUUGAUACAAUAUAUUACAAAAAUAUUUGUUAAAUUAGACACGAAAAUGACUCCAGUAAAUCAGGAGGCAGCCAACUUACAAGAAAAUAACUUUGAAGCUUUCCGCGAACGUGUGAAAGCAUGCGUGAAAGACAGCGUGAAUCAAGUAUUUGAUCCCUCUACCAUGGACGAUCCGCAUUAUAUUACUUUCAGCCAAUAUGUGAGUGAGCAGCAUGAUACCGUUAAACGAGAAAUUUACGAACCGACAAAGGUUAAAGAAGAAAUCAAGCCAUCAGGUUUAUCGUGGGUACAACCCGGUUCUCUUCAACCAUUCUCAAAGCCGGAAGCGAGAUAACGAGGGAUUUAAGAUAGUAAUGAAAAAAAAAAGAACAUACGUCCAUAUGAGCUAUACGCAAGCAAAACAUUGUUGCUCUCUUAACAAAUGCAAGAACAAACUUACCAAACAAAAGAACAAACUGUGUGCGAUCAAACUAUUUUUCUAUAUAUAUUCGCAACGAAAAAUUAUAUUUCAAAUUUUAUACAGGUAAUGUUAAUUAGUAAAGAUAGAACUCACAAAAAAAAGUAGGAUAUGUAUAUACAAUACUCUUGUAAUUAAAUUAAGAGAAAUAGAAUAUUAAUACGAUACACUGUUAUAUUUAUUACAAAAAUAAAGUUUAAUUCAUAACGUUUAUAUACACAAAAGUGUUAUUUCUGCAUGUUAUAAUAUUGAUUGCAAGAAAUAUCUGUGUAUUUAGGUAAUUAAUAUAUUCCAAGAGAAUAAAAACACUGAGAAAGACACUUUGUCAAUUGUUAAAUAUAUAUAAAAAAGUUAUAGACUGAUAGAGAAAAAGGAAAGGAAGAGAAAGAGACAAACAGAAAGCCAGAAAAAAAUGUAAAGAAAGAUGAGCUUAGGAUGCUGGUCAACAUAGAUGCAGUUGCGAGUUAACGAGGCUUGACAGAAUUGACCAACUGUGUUGAUCAAAUCAGUCUAUUAGGACCUAUCUACAUUAUAGCUAGUCUACAAUGAAGGUAGUAAGGCUGUAGGAGAGAGUAAACUUGAUAGCCAAAUGAUAGCA
Messenger RNA from Pseudomyrmex gracilis, 1736 nucleotides. Its product is annotated as protein crossbronx homolog. Lineage: Eukaryota; Metazoa; Arthropoda; Insecta; Hymenoptera; Formicidae. The record is from RefSeq and is a predicted model, not a curated record. The coding region runs from base 209 to 1015 and encodes 268 amino acids. The transcript has 7 exons.